AUGCCUUCAUCACUAGAAAUCCAACUUCAGAACCAGACAUCCUCAAGCGAGGUGUACGCCUACAUUACCGGAUUGGCAUUGCAAAAGAACAACGCUCGUGUUCUCCUCAAGGCCAACGGCCAGGAUCUCUACUAUCCUGAGGAGCCGCGCAAGAUCCUUAGCCCGCUCACGGAGGACUGCGCCAUCCCUCUGGGUCCGCCCGGAAAUACAGUGACGGUCAAAAUCCCUCAGAUGGCUGGCGGGCGCAUCUGGUUCAGCCGGGAGGGAAAGCUCACCUUCCUAUUGAACCCGCCCGGGCCCGCCCUUGUUGAGCCGUCGGUCCUCAACCCAAGCGACCCGAAUCGCAACAUCGACUUUUCAUUUGCCGAAUUCACCCUCAACAACGACCAGCUAUUUGCCAACAUCAGCUACGUCGACUUUGUGCCGCGUCUACCCAUCGCCCUCACCCUGCAGGAUGGCAACGGCGUGCAGCACGUGUCAGGGAUGCCGAGUGACGGGCUGGAAAAGGUCUGCGAUGGCCUCCGCGCCCAAAAGGAAAAGGACGGGAAGCCGUGGGAUAAGCUCAUCGUGUCGAGCAAGGGUCGGCCUCUACGUGCCCUGAGCCCGAUGCACGGAAACGCGGUGCGCGCAAACUUUAACGGCUACUUUGAACCGCUAGUGGAGGAGGCGUGGAAAAAGUAUCACUGCAACAACAACUGUCAGAUGAAGAUCAACACUCAGGCCGCGCAUGGUGUCCUGCCGGGGGCGAUUACCGAGUCGGAUGAGUUGGAGAUUGGGGGUGAAAAGUUCAAGAAGCCCACUACGGCAGACAUUCUAGGCUGCAACAGCGGGCCUUUUACGACGGGGCCGUCGGCAAAACGCAAUGCCAUCAUCCCGAGGUUGGCUGCUGCGUUUGCGCGGGCGGCGGUCAUGGACGCAGAACACCACCCAUCUGAUCCGUGCACUUUUUACAAGCGGGAUCCAGCGAAUCACUAUGCUCGCAUUGUGCACGAGGUGAACCUGGAUGGGAAGGGUUAUGCGUUUGCGUAUGAUGAUGUUCAGCCGGAUGGAGGGGCUGAUCAGUCUGGCAAGGUCAAUGCAGGUUCUCCAUCGCUGUUCAUUGUGAGUGUUGGAGGCGAAAAUGCAUAUGUCGGUGAUAGGUUACCAUAG
This is a messenger RNA of Pyricularia grisea, 1149 nucleotides long. RefSeq lists its product as uncharacterized. Bases 1 to 1149 code for a protein of 382 amino acids. The transcript has a single exon. NCBI's taxonomy places the organism in Eukaryota, Fungi, Ascomycota, Sordariomycetes, Magnaporthales, Pyriculariaceae. The record is from RefSeq and is a predicted model, not a curated record.